Messenger RNA from Cladocopium goreaui, 1590 nucleotides. The record is from the annotation of a GenBank genome assembly. NCBI's taxonomy places the organism in Eukaryota, Dinophyceae, Suessiales, Symbiodiniaceae.
AUGAAUCGCCUGCAGGAUCUUGAGAACAUCCUUGGGCUUCUCAGAGAGCGAGAGCAGGAGAUCCAGCUCCUACGAACAGAGAUGAACAGCCUCAAAGAACAACAGGAUGUGGAGGAAUCUGCGCAUUCCGCCGAGGCCCACCACUUGAACGAGAAGUCGCGGCAGAAUUCCGAGAGAAUGUUGCUGGAAGAACAGGAGUGUUUACGCAUGGAGGUGACCAGGCAACAAUGCUUGAGAGUCAUCACGGAGGCUGAGGAAAAUAUGGAGAGAUGCCGCCUUCGGCAUGAGGACUCUGUUGAAUACUUGCAGUCUUUGCAAGAAGUUUAUGCUGAACUGGAGGUCCGUGGGGCGCAGCUGAAGCCAUCGCAAGGUGCUGCACUUGCACGUGAACUCCGCCUGGAGUUGGAGGAACUGAACACCUUGGAGUCUCAGCAACAUACGGAAGAGGCACAAGAAGCAGAACUUCGCAAUGAUCUCAGGCAGUUGAAACAAGAAGUGAUGACAUCCGACAAACACAGGAAAGAACUUUUGACGACGGUUGCUCGUGGUGUUUCUGAACUUUCAGAGGAACUCAUGGCCCAACAUCUGUCUGCAAAAUCAGAGCUGGACUUGGCAGAGAAGAAGUUGUCUACGGUGAAGCGGAAUACUGAAGCGAAAGUAGCAGAGCUGCGAGGAAUCAAGGAAAGGAUGCAUGAAGCUCGACUUGCUGCAGAGACUGAGUCAAAAGAAAUCUCACAGAGAUCCAAAGAACAAGUUCGGAAGACUUUGUUGGAAAGCCGUCAGAGAGAUGAAGAGGUACAAGAGGAACUGGUCCAACUGGAGCAUCGUCAUUCUGAAUUUGGGAAUGGCCUCGGGUUCUUGAUCUCCGAAGGGAGUGCUCGUCCGAGGCUGAAAGAGAGUGGUCGGACAAUGGCAGAGGCGGAAGCGUUGCGGGAGACAUUGCAGCUCGAGAAAGUGAGACGAGAGGGAGACAGACAAAUGAGAGAAAGAAGCCAAGGACGCCAAGGAAACGCAGCAGCGGAACUACCAGAACUACGAGCGGAAUUGAAUGCUGCGAAAGAACGUGCCAAUGACUUGGCUCUGAAAUGUGAGCAGACUUGGAAGAGUUGACCCAGGAAAAGCGAAAAGCUGCUGCUUUUGCAGCUGAAAGCUUUGAAGCGGCGCCUUUGAGCGUUCAGCCCACAUAGCCGGCAUGCAGCAUGGCAGCCAACUUGGACCAUUUGCCAACUGUGACUGCGACUGGCAACCCACAGAACCUGGUGCCUCUUGACAUCUCUUUACAUCUCUUUACAUCUCUUGACCAGCAUUAACCAGCGUUGAACAGCACCAGUUACCAGCUGCUGUCUCUGCCCGUGGCAGAAUGCCCGUGAACCAAUGCUGUUGUCCACCUUGGGAGUUGGAGUGAGGGUCUUGGUCGUAGAAUGGCGUAGAUGGCUACCCUUGGUGGAUGUUGGUGGCUCUGUAUGGCGCUAUAUGGCGCUCAUGAUGCGUGUAUGCCUGUGCAUGCUGAGGAGGAGACUUUUUUAGGCUGCAAAUCGGAGCUACACCAGGGUCACCAUGGGUCACCUCCCAGGCUGAUCAGCGUACAAA